AUGGGAGAUUUGGAGCUCCCAAACAGAAUUGUAAUGGCUGCUUUAACUAGAUGCAGAUGCGACCCAUCUAAUGGAGUACCUACUGAUUUGCACAAAGAAUAUUACAGUGCAAGAGCUGAAUCAGCUUUUAUGUUAUCUGAAUGCUCAUCAAUCAGACCAGAUGGAAAUUGCUUCCCAGGAUCAACCGGCAUUUACUCAGACGAGUAAGUCGAGGGAUGGAAGAAAGUAAUUGAUGAAGUCCAUGCUAAGGGCGGUAGAAUUUAUCUCUAGAUUUGGCACUCUGGAAGAGCAGCACACUCAGAUCACCUUGGUGGAUAAACUCCAAUUUCUUCGUCAGCAAUAGCUAUUGCUGACACAGUCCAUACUCAAAAUGGAAGAGUAGCUCAUGUGACACCAAGAGCUGUUACUGUGGAGGAAAUUAAGCAGUUGAUCAAAGAUUUCAGACAAGGAGCUGAGAAUGCCAAGAGAGCAGGAUUUGAUGGAGUUUAAUUACACGGUGCUCAUGGAUAUCUUGUUGAUCAAUUCCUUAGAAAUGGCUGCAACCAAAGAGAUGAUGAGUAUGGAGGUUCAAUUGAAAACAGAGCUAGAUUCUGCCUUGAGAUUCUUGAUGAGCUCAUCGAAGUCUUUGGUGCUGACAGAGUGGGUAUCAAGCUAUCUCCAGUCUGUGACUACAAUGGAUUGGCUGAUUCAGACCCAUUUGCAUUGGUUGAAUAUCUUUUCGGAGAGUUUAACAAGAAAGGCAUUGCUUUCGUUGAAGUGAAUGAGGCACUGACUUUUGAUCCAGCAACUGCUUAAGAAAAGCACGAUAAAAUCUGGGCUAAUCACGAGAAAAAGACUAUCAGAGAAAAUUUCAGACAUUUGUUCAAGGGCACUUUUAUUGGAAACUACUAACUUGACUUUGAGAAGGCAACUAACCUCGUUGAAAACAACAUUACUGAUCUUUGUUCAUUCGGUAUAUCUUACGUUUGCAAUGAUAACCUCGUUGAGAGAUUCAGAACUGGAGCACCAAUUAAUGGACUCCACAACGUAAAAGAUUUUUCAAAGCUAUAGGCAGUAUAUCUCUAUGGCAACACUGCUCUUGGAUAUACCGACCUCACCCCCUACUCUCCUGAUCAAGAAUGA
Messenger RNA from Stylonychia lemnae, 1122 nucleotides. The record is from the annotation of a GenBank genome assembly. Lineage: Eukaryota; Ciliophora; Spirotrichea; Sporadotrichida; Oxytrichidae.